Molecule: messenger RNA, 847 nt
Organism: Pongo pygmaeus (Bornean orangutan)
Lineage: Eukaryota; Metazoa; Chordata; Mammalia; Primates; Hominidae
Gene: RNASEK
Product: ribonuclease K
Exons: 3
Coding region: 308-604 (98 amino acids)
Biological process (GO): nucleic acid metabolic process
Molecular function (GO): RNA endonuclease activity
Source: RefSeq, a predicted model, not a curated record
CCAGCUCCUUCCAUUCCCGCGUGCGGGGGGGAGGGGGACCAACAAACCGGAGGCCCUCGCUCUUCCAAUACUCAAGCCCCAGCUACAGAAGUCAAGAAGGGUUUCCCCAGGAGCAGUUUCGGUUUCAGACGGCGCCGUCUCCCGCGAAAGUCCUGAGAGGAGCCCAGCCUUGUCCGCCUGCCGCCCCCGGGUGGGAUGGUUGAGGCCGGGGCCACGCCCCCUCCGCAGCCCUGCGAGGGCAUCUUGGGCUUUCUCCCACCGCUUCCCGAGCCCGCUUGCAUCUCGGCGAUCCCCGACUCCCUUCUUCAUGGCGUCGCUCCUGUGCUGUGGGCCGAAGCUGGCCGCCUGCGGCAUCGUCCUCAGCGCCUGGGGAGUGAUCAUGUUGAUAAUGCUCGGAAUAUUUUUCAAUGUCCAUUCCGCUGUGUUGAUUGAGGACGUUCCCUUCACAGAGAAAGAUUUUGAGAAUGGCCCCCAGAACAUAUACAACCUUUACGAGCAAGUCAGCUACAACUGUUUCAUCGCUGCAGGCCUUUACCUCCUCCUCGGAGGCUUCUCUUUCUGCCAAGUUCGGCUCAAUAAGCGCAAGGAAUACAUGGUGCGCUAGGGCCUCGGCGCGUUUCCCCGCUCCAGCCCCUCCUCUAUUUAAAGACUCCCUGCACCGCGUCACCCAGGUCGCGUCCCACCCUUGCCGGCGCCCUCUGCGGGACUGGGUUUCCCGGGCGAGGGACCGAAUCCCUUCUAUCUCUGGCAUCCGGCCCCCGUGGAGAGGGCUGAGGCUGGGGGGCUGUUCCAUCUCUCCACCCUUCGCUGUGUCCCGUAUCUCAAUAAAGAGAAUCUGCUCUCUUAA